Messenger RNA from Aspergillus glaucus CBS 516.65, 730 nucleotides. RefSeq lists its product as uncharacterized. The record is from RefSeq and is a predicted model, not a curated record. The transcript has a single exon. Bases 194 to 574 code for a protein of 126 amino acids. Lineage: Eukaryota; Fungi; Ascomycota; Eurotiomycetes; Eurotiales; Aspergillaceae.
CAUUGAUCUCAUCACCAAGCAAGACGAGUAACAGAGGCUAGUUGCUGACAUUGAAUGCAAGCUCUGUCAAUAAAGACUUAGACCACAUCCCAUGCACGUGAUUCGACAGUUGUCUUUGAUGUUUCCCUGGUUCUUAUAAAAAUCAACGCUCAACCUCUCCAAUCCCUCAUCCACACCCACCACAAACACAAUCAUGUCUUACACCGUCUACCUCACCAUCGAAACCGGCCUCCCGCGGGACCACCACGCCCUCUUCGUCGAAACCCACGAAGCAGGCCCCCAAACCGGGCACGUUUACAACGUCCAAGGCGAUAUCCAAAACGGUAUGGUGUACGAAGCCAAAGCCACCGAAGAACCGGAGAAAUUGCCCGUGUUCGCUGAGAAGAAACGCAUCGGAACUGUUUCCAAAGACGAUUAUCCUCGCUUCAUUGCUAUUUGCCAGAGCAUUCCCGUUCCGAAGAAGCAGUUUGAGGGGGCUAGACGGUUGUAUCCUAAGGAGCCGCUGAGACGGUGCCAGGAGUGGGCGAAAGAGGCUAUUGAUGCUGUGGUUGAGCAGAAGGUUAUGCUGGAGUGAAGUGGCUUUUUCUGAGAUACUAUUUUGCGUCUUUUCUUUCUUGCCUUGUUCUUUGCGGUUUCAAUGUAAGUAAACAUGCGACAUGCGCUAUUCCUAAAGUGGUUUAGUGUCAACGUAACUCGAAUUCCCAUCCGCAAUGCGAUUCUGCGAUUCACC